AUGUUGUCCAGGAAAGGACUCAUCCCCGAAGAUUACCUGCUGACACGUCUGGCCGAGGACGUGUUCCAGCCCAAGUUCAAGGGAACUGGGAAACCAGGCAAGGCUCGGUUCGUGACCAAGAACGGCGCCUGCAACGUUGCGCACACCAACAUCAGAGAGCAGGGCCGCUUCUUGCAGGACGUGUUUACGACUCUGGUGGAUUUGAAAUGGCUCCACACGCUCAUCAUUUUCACCAUGUCGUUCCUCUGCAGCUGGCUCCUGUUCGGGAUGGUGUGGUGGCUGGUAGCUUUUGCGCACGGGGACCUGGAGCAGAGAGGAGACGACUUUGUCCCGUGCGUAACGAGCAUUCACUCCUUCUCCUCGGCUUUCCUGUUCUCCAUAGAGGUCCAGGUGACCAUCGGCUUCGGGGGUCGGAUGAUCACGGAGGAGUGCGUCUCCGCCAUAAUCAUCCUCAUCGUGCAGAACAUCGUGGGACUGGUCAUCAACGCCAUCAUGCUGGGGUGCAUCUUCAUGAAGACGGCGCAGGCCAACCGGCGCGCGGAGACCCUCAUUUUCAGCAAACACGCGGUCGUCUCCAUCCGAAACAACAAGCUGUGCUUCAUGAUUCGCCUCGGGGACCUGAGGAAGAGCAUGAUCAUCAGCGCCACCGUGCGGAUGCAGGUGGUCAGGCGCACCACCACCGACGAGGGGGAGGUGGUGCCGCUGGACCAGAUCGACAUCCACCUGGACAACCCCGUGGGCACCAACGGCAUCUUCCUGGUGUCCCCCCUCAUCAUCUGCCACGUGAUCGACAAGGCCAGCCCCCUGUACGAGCUGUCCCCGGCCGACCUGCAGCACCAGGACGUGGAGGUGAUCGUGGUGCUGGAGGGCGUGGUGGAGACCACCGGCAUCACCACGCAGGCCAGGACCUCCUACGUGUCGGAGGAGAUCCUGUGGGGUCAGCGCUUCGUGCCCACGGUGUCCGAGGAGGACGGCAUGUACGCGGUGGACUACUCCAAGUUCGGCAACACGGUGAAGGUGCCCACGCCGUGCUGCAGCGCGAGGAAGCUGGACGAGUCGGGUGGCAUCGCCCGGUUCAAGCAGAGCGAGGGCGCCACCCUGCGGACGUCCGUGAGAAGGCGCCGGGGCCCCGCAGCGGUCCGGAGGUCCAGGAUGGAGAGCAAGUGA
Molecule: messenger RNA, 1167 nt
Organism: Menidia menidia (Atlantic silverside)
Lineage: Eukaryota; Metazoa; Chordata; Actinopteri; Atheriniformes; Atherinopsidae
Source: the annotation of a GenBank genome assembly